Molecule: messenger RNA, 1334 nt
Organism: Mustela erminea (ermine)
Lineage: Eukaryota; Metazoa; Chordata; Mammalia; Carnivora; Mustelidae
Product: metalloproteinase inhibitor 1-like
Exons: 8
Coding region: 529-1191 (220 amino acids)
Biological process (GO): negative regulation of endopeptidase activity; negative regulation of membrane protein ectodomain proteolysis
Cellular component (GO): extracellular matrix
Molecular function (GO): metalloendopeptidase inhibitor activity; protease binding
Source: RefSeq, a predicted model, not a curated record
GGCAUCCCUUGAGCGAAGUCACGCAGAGUGAGGUGCUCUGGCCUGGGGCAUGGCGUCCCCUUUGAGCGCGGGCGGAAGCUGAUAGUGAAGGACGUCUGGACCCCGGAAACCGGGUGAAACUCGCAGACUACAGCUUCGGCCUCCUUGGGGCAGCGCUGACUUCAGGGGCUCAGGAGAGACGCCGCAGGCCAAGAAUUUGCGGCCAGCCUGCUGGGGAUGCGGGCCUGAGUGUGCAAGAGACCAAAUAAACCGCUUGGAUGUGGAAGGAGUCCGGAACCAGACCCCGGCUCACUGCUAGCUAGUGUCUUAUAAGUCUUGGCAAUUAUUCUUGAAGUUCAAGCUAGCCAGCAAUUACUUAAUUUGGGAAAUAACACGAAGAAGAAUGAUACCAAUUUUUAACUUACUAGCAACUGUCUAUUUCAGUUGGGGUGAAAAGGCAGUGCGGACAGAUGACUAUUUAUCCUUCCUGGCGCUAGGUAUGCUGCAGAAGUUGCGGUACCCCUUGGCUCGGACUGCCAGAGGACGACCAUGGAUCCUUCAUUCCUACUGGCCUUUCUUUUGCUCCUGGCCCUGUCAACACCUUGCAGUGCUUGUAAUUGUAAAAUUCAGCACCCUCAGACAUAUUACUGCACAUCAGACGUUGUCAUAGUAGCUGAUAUACUAGGACCAGGAAAGAACACCAGGACAAAACGAGGUUUCAGAGUGAAUGUCAUUAAGGUACUCAAGGCUCCCCGGGGCACCCCAAGAAUCCAUGAGAUCUACACACCCAUCAAUUGGGUGGACUGUGGUUAUGGUUUGAGAACCCGCCAGCAGUCAUUGUUACUUAUUGCAGGCUUUCUGAGGGCAGGGACAGUGUUCUUCACAAGAUGCCAUCUGGUCUAUUUCUGGUACCGGCUCACCAGAGAGCAGAAGCUAGGUUUCGAGGCAGCGUACAGAGCAGGAUGCGAAUGUGAAAUUCAGCCCUGUCUCAUCUGCAAGCGUGACUGUCCUCAGCCUGACUUCAGAGAGUGUGUGUGGAAACAGAAGGACUGUGACUACAAAAUAUGGGAAGGAAACCAUUCCCAGUACUCCAUGUGUGUCCCCUCCAUGACUGGCAAUUGCGAAUGGACCCCUAUCCAGAAGAGCUAUCAAUACCAAACCCCAACUCCAGAGGAUUCUCUACUCACUCAAAAUGACAUAGUAGGGUUUUAGUAUUGUUUCCUCACCUGGCUGAUGUUAACAGAAUGGAGUUCGUUUUCUACACCUCCUUCGAAUUGUACACUUCAGUUUUGUUUACUUUCUGUAAGUAGCGUAUGCAUCAAUAAAAUUAACAAAAAUAAAGCCCAAGUUUAUAA